This is a messenger RNA of Cyprinus carpio (common carp), 1653 nucleotides long. RefSeq names its product protein mono-ADP-ribosyltransferase PARP14-like. The record is from RefSeq and is a predicted model, not a curated record. The transcript has 6 exons. Gene Ontology annotation, molecular function: transcription corepressor activity. NCBI's taxonomy places the organism in Eukaryota, Metazoa, Chordata, Actinopteri, Cypriniformes, Cyprinidae. Gene Ontology annotation, biological process: negative regulation of gene expression. Gene Ontology annotation, cellular component: cytoplasm; nucleus. Bases 373 to 1653 code for a protein of 426 amino acids.
GAGAAAGCCAGAUUGCAACUUUUUUGGGGGGGGGCUAAAAUUUCUGUCUGGUCUUGUUUUGACUAAUUAAUAUUUUGUAAAAUUUUAAACAGAUUGAAAAAAAGAAACAAAUCAGAAACCACAAUUGAAGAAAAUGUUCAUGUCAAAUCACAUGCAGUGGCUGAAUUCAUAAAAGACAGAAAAUCCCAAGACUGGCAGCAUUUUACGAAGUCUGAUGAGGUGAAAGUGAGUUUUGACCCAAAGAAACCCUGGAUCAAACUGUCUGGAGAGCGUACAUUUGUCCAGCCAGCUGUGACUUUCUUUAAAAGUUUGGAAGAUGGUCUCUACACAGACACAUUGAUCAUUAAAAAGGCAGGAGCAAAGAAGUACUUCAUGGAGCAGGGUAAAAUGAGGCUUUCAUUGUUUGCGAGGGAAAAUGGAUUUGUGGCAGUGCUCCAGGAAGAUGACAUGCUGGAAGAGGAGAAGGAUGAUAUAUCUCAAGAGUCAAAGAGUAGAGUCUCCAGUUCCUGUUUCAAGGUUUACACUAUGCAAACAGGUCACCUGACUCUGAAAGUUUCAUCAGGGGACAUAACCAAAGAAAACACCGAUGCAAUUGUCAACUCCUCAAAUAAGCAGUUUUCUUUAAAAUCAGGGGUAUCCAAGGCAAUUUUAGAUGGUGCUGGAUUACAAGUAGAACAGGAAUUAUUAAAAAUGGCUAGAAAAGCAAAUGAUCAGGAAACAGAGAUUGUGACCUCAUCUGGCAAUCUCCCAUGUAAAGAAAUCAUACACAUUGUUGGAUCUAGUAGUCCAGCUGAUAUUCAGCAAAAAGUUUUGUCUGUUCUGAUGCUAUGUGAGAAUCGGAAAUUUUCCUCUGUUGCCUUCCCGGCUCUAGGCACAGGUCAAGGUGGAGCUAAUCCAGCUGAUGUUGCAGAUGCAAUGAUCAGUGCAGUUGUUGAAUUUUCAAGCAAAAAAACAGAUCAUGUCAAAAAUGUGGAGUUCAUUAUAUUCCAAUCAAGUAUGUUGGCUGACUUUCAUCAAAGCAUGCUAAAAAGUACCAAGUCAAAGAAAAGCUUGACUUGCAGGAUUAAAGGUGAAAACAUUUUGUUUAAAGAAAUUGAGCCUGCUGUGUUUCAGCUAUGUAGUGAGACAACAGAGUGUUUGAGUAAGGCCAGUCCCAUCAUCAACGGCAUGAUUAACAAGGAGCAAAUUAAUAAAACAAUCCGUGAUCCAGCCAUUGCUCAUUUCACCAAAAAGGAAUUGAAAAUACUAAGGAAAAUGGAAAAGGAACUCAAAGUAAAUGUCAUAAUUGAGAAGAAAGAACAAGAAUCCUACAUUACAUUGAAGGGCCUGACAGCAUUUGUUUACACUGCAGAAAGUCGUAUUCGGGACAUUAUCCGCAAAGUGGAAAGGAUUGAAAACCGAAAAAGGGUGGCGAUAUUGACCAGCAGUACAGUUGAGUGGCAAUAUCGAAGUGGUCGCAAAUUUAAGCCAUUUGAUCCUUUCACCAACUGCGAUUUGGAAGAAGCCUUCAACCUCCAAACAACUUCUGUGCAAAUCAAGAUUAACAGUGAAGUGUAUAAUGCAGACAUAGUUUACAAAAAGGCCACAAGAGGAGGAAAAAAAAUCAAAAAGUUGAGAAAUAAAAUCACAUGUGUUCAAGGUGUUUUGGUUUGA